ACAGCAAAACUGUCAAAAAUAAAAAAAUAAAACGGUGGUGCGUGUGCAGGAGGAAAAGAUAUUCCAUCUUUGAGCAAUUUUCUCCAAUUUAAUCGGGAACCAUAGCUAACAAAACUAUAGUGUAAUAGUUUCUUCGUUGCAAGAUCAAGGUGGAACAGUGAAUAAAUAAUACGUGAUUGACAUAUUCGUAAAGCGAAAGUGCAUUGGACGGAUCAAACUUGAGGUCGCUUGAUUCGUGUGGGGCUGGGACUACGCCCCAUACAUAGGCUUCAACAACCAACCCGGCGGGAGUAAACAUUCGCUGCUGCAGCGGAUCUCCACGGAUGUGGAUUAAUUUUUACAGGAACAGUUUUCGCGCAUUUUUUUCGGAGUGUAGAUUCUUGCUUUGCUAAUUUGUUUCUAUUUUAUUUAUUUCAUGGGAUUUGCUGGGAAAUAAUUUCGGGCGGUUCGGACGGUAUACGAACUAUGACAUGAAAUUGUGUGAAACAAUAACUAUCAAAAUUGUGAAUUACGUGAAAAAAUGAUACAAACAAUCCAGGAUGUCAGUGACUGUGUGGCGCUGUACUUACCGCAUAGCCUGUACCUCAAACCUUCGGCCAAAUUCAAUGUAUCGGUGGCCCUGCCGAAUGCCAUCACUGGCAAAACCAUCUCCAACUAUGAAGUCAUGGAGAAGAUGCGUCAGAUGAUCCUGCCGGAUAAGUUUUCUGUGCUGAAGGUUCGUUCUUUAUCGCAGGUUUCAAAAAGUACUGUUGGUCUCAUCCGUUUCGAGGGUGAACUGGAAGACCGGAGUAAGCUGCGUCAUGUGCUGGGACGGCUUGACGGGCGGCCAAUUCGGUUGCCGGGGUUCAGUGAAUCAGUCAAACUGCGAGCAUCGGAGGCGAAAGACGAUUUCCCGACCCGUCACGAUUGGGAUUCCUUCUUUCGCGAUGCUCGGAACAUGGAUGAGAUGAAGGCCGGAGAGCGUCCGGAUACGAUCCACUUUGCCAAUUUACCGAUUAAGUGGUUCUGCCCGCGACACAUGGAGAAUGAGGCCAAUGCCAAGCCGAGUGAAAGCAUUUUCAAACGGAUUUUCGAAAAGUUCGGCGAUGUCCGGUGCGUGGACAUUCCUAUCUGUGACCCGUACCGGUCGCAGAUGAAGGCGCACAUGUCGGGCAUGCAAAAAUUUAGCUUUGAUCAGGAGAUGUACUUCGAAGGCUAUGUUCAGUUCAGCGAGUAUGUUGGCUUUGUAAAAGCGAUGGACGAGUUUCGUGGGAUGAAAUUGGUUCACAAGGAGGUGGACAAAAAUCUGGCGGUGUCCAUUACUGUGGACUUUGAUCGGACAAAGCAUUUGAGCGAUUCUUCCAUCAAAAAGCGAAAGGUGGUUAGGGACCGGUUGAUAUCAGCUGAUCGCGAUAAGGAAGAACAGGAGAAGAAACGAGUUGCCGACGAGGAAGCCAAAAAGGAACGCGAGAGAAAGCGUCAGGAGGAGCAGCGCAAAACGGAGGAGCUGAAGCGUAUGCAACGGGAGCAACGUCGUAAGGAGAAGCAUCUGCAAAAGCUGCGACAGAAAGAAACCGAUGAGAUUAGUCUGAAGAUUCUGCAGGAAGAACGGAAACUCAUGGAAACGCAAAGGAAGCUGGAAAGCAUUCGAUUGAUAGAUGCAUUGUUUGAGAGGAUGAAGGUCAAACAAACACUUCUCGAUGGAAAAUUCAGCAAAAAUGUGUCUUCCAAGAAGCCUUCCAUCCCUGCCAGCAAAAAGGUGGACAAACUAAAGGCAGCACAGCAAAAGGAAAUGGACAAGAUGCGGCAACGAGUGAAGGAUGUCAAGGAUGGUAAUUUGCUGAAGAACUUCUUGGGCAACUCUAGCCACAGUCCAGUGGAGCGUUCCCGCUCGCCAAGCAUCAACACCAUCAGCUCGGACGACAGCAUACUAAACGACUUCCCUGCGGAUGCACGGGGCAAGAAGAAGAAAAAGAAGAAAAAUAAUUCAGACGACUCUUCGGAGGCAGAACCAACCGAGGAGGAACCGGAACCGGCUCCGGAAGCAACAGCUACAGCUGCAGUGCCGUAUCCAGCAGUUCCGCCUGCCAUGGGUGCUUAUCCCGGCAUGUACCCAGGGUUCGAUUGGGCUGCGAUGGGUUAUGCAUACCCUUACGAUCCCUACUACGCACAGAGGGCAGAAUACUACGCCAACGCAAUGGCCUAUCGUGGAUACCGUGGUGCACCUCGUGGAACAAGAUAUUCGAGGGCGCGUGGGCGAGGUGGCUAUCGAGGGCGUGGCUAUGGCUACUACAGAGAAGAUGGUUACGGUGAAUACGAUUACCACGAUCGUGAUCGCGAUAGGUCCAGGUCUUAUUCGAGAUCUAGAUCAAGGUCGCGUUCUAGAUCGCGGUCUCGUCGCCGAAGGUCUCGUUCUAGAAGUCGUGGUCGUUCCCGUAGUCGAAGCCGCUCACGUCGUUCUCGUAGCAGAACUCGAUCAUCUCGAUCUCGAUCCAGAUCAAAAUCAACCAGGUCGAGAAGAACCAGAUCGCGAUCAAGGUCUGAUCGCUCCCGAUCCAAGUCAAGGCGUUCUGAAUCUAAAUCCAAAAAACCGGUGCAGAUGUCGAAACCUACCGCUAAACAUCUGGCUUCCACUAUGAGGGAUUCAAGAUCUAAAUCCAGAUCAAACUCGAGAUCUAAAUCUCGGUCGAGGUCGCGUUCUCAUUAUCGCCAUCGUUCCCGACAUCGACAUCGGUCGCACCGGCGACGUUCCUACACCAAGGAGCCAGAAGACGAAACUGUUCCUGAAUCAUUCCGGAAACAUCGCAUCGUUCUGCAGACGGACAAGUUGGUCAAGAGUGCUAAGGAAAUUGAAGAGGAGGUUCGCGAACAUCUCCGGAAGCAACAGGAGGAAGAAGAACGGCGCCUGAAGGAAGCCGAAGAAAACAACCACGAUGGUAAUAUGUCGGAAACUGCUACAGAAGGAACCAGCAGAAACCACAAGGACUCAAAACGGCAUUCCCGGCGAUCAUCGCGUUCUCGAUCAAAGUCAACACCCCGUCCAAAAUCACCGCCAAAACUGUACUCCAAAAGCCCUUCCCCAACAAAGUCCCGAUCAGAGUCACCGGGAAGGAAUCGUAAAAAUCGCAAAGAUUCAUCCCGAUCAAAGUCUCCUGUGAAAGAGAAGCGCCCCAAAACCAAGCAUCGUCAAGAUAGUUUGCGGUCAAAGUCGCCCAAUGGACCAUCGACCAAGGAGGAUCGGCACAAGAAUGAAGACAGCGAGCGAAAUGACCGACGGCGGCGUAAGUCUCACUCAGAUCGGUCGGAUCACAAACGGAAGUCCCGGUCGAUAGACAGUGCCAGAUUGUCAUCGCCAAAGCGAAAACAUAGGGAUAGUAGUCCUUAGAACUGGAACUGUUUUUAAAUUUUCGUUGUAAUGUACGCGGCCCGACGCAGUUAGCAACUUUUACUAAAGUGGUGCAUCAAAAGGAAGAAACGCAGUCGCAUUAGAAUUUGAAAAGAUUCUUCUCUUUGAUGUGUACGAUUGAAUACUGAAAUGUUUUAAUUUUAGAGACAAAUAUGAGCUCUAAGCUUUUUCUUAAGAAUAAAACUAAUGAAUGAAUCGUCUGAAAAAAGAAUUAACUAAAACAA
Molecule: messenger RNA, 3609 nt
Organism: Armigeres subalbatus
Lineage: Eukaryota; Metazoa; Arthropoda; Insecta; Diptera; Culicidae
Gene: Xe7
Product: A-kinase anchor protein 17A
Exons: 5
Coding region: 521-3364 (947 amino acids)
Source: RefSeq, a predicted model, not a curated record